Molecule: messenger RNA, 1428 nt
Organism: Akanthomyces muscarius
Lineage: Eukaryota; Fungi; Ascomycota; Sordariomycetes; Hypocreales; Cordycipitaceae
Exons: 4
Coding region: 1-1428 (475 amino acids)
Biological process (GO): transmembrane transport
Cellular component (GO): membrane
Molecular function (GO): transmembrane transporter activity
Source: RefSeq, a predicted model, not a curated record
AUGUCUACCAAGGCGCACGAUGAUUUGGCAGAGGCCGAAGCGGCCCCGACCCUGACGUCAAACGAUGCCGCCCUUGAGCGAACAGUCGUCAGGAAGAUGGAUAGGAACUUCUUGCUCCUUCUAUGGGUUCUUUUCCUUCUCGCUUUUCUGGAUCGCUCAAAUAUUGGCAAUGCGCAAGUCGCCGGCAUGGGCAAGGACUUAUCGCUGAGCAGUGACCAAUACCAAUGGCUCCUCACGAUAUUUUACAUCUUUUACAUCAUUGCUGAGCCACUAACCUUAAUGUAUAAAGUCGUGUCCCCCCGAACUUGGGUACCCAUUCUGGUCCUGGGCUGGGGCGUCGCUGCGACCGCGCAAGCGGCCACUCAGUCAUUUGCAGGAAUGAUGGUUUGCCGUGGGCUACUAGCAACUUUCGAGGCUGGUUAUGGUCCCGGAACCGUCUAUCUGCUUUCUUUCUUUUACCUUCGCAGAGAAAUUGGACUGCGCAUCGGUAUAUUCUUCUCCGCCGCCCCGCUUGCCACCUGCUUUGCUGGUGCGUUGGCGUACGCGAUCACUUCCGGCCAUUCUCACCUAGCCAAUUGGAGGUUACUCUUUCUCGUGGAGGGAAUACCGGUCUUGAUUAUGUCUGUGGUCACCUACUUUGCCAUGCCUAGCUCCCCACAUGACGCCUGGUUUCUUAAUGAGGAGGAAAAGAAAGUAGCACUGGCGCGAGGGGUUCGGCAAACGGGCAAGGAGCCUCGCGUGGGCAAAAUAAGCUGGAGAGAGACAUUUUCGACCCUCCUUGAUCUCAAGGCUUGGAUCACAGCGGUAAUGUAUUUUUCUUGCAACGUUUCAUACGCGUCUCUGCCUGUAUUUCUGCCUACUAUCUUGGAGGACUUGGGAUACUCUGGAUUGAAUGCGCAAGGUUUAUCUGCGCCGCCAUAUUUCAUCUCUUUCCUCGUCACGAUUUGCUCUACAUUUAUCGCUGAUCGCACACAGCAAAGAGGACUGACCGUGAUAAGCUUGGCCCUCAUUGCCAGUGCUGGGUACGUAAUGCUGGCAGUGGCAAAUACCAACACUGUGAGAUAUGCGGGAGUGUAUCUUGCUGCUUUGGGUCUUUUCCCGACUAUAGCGAACGUUUUGCCAUGGGUCCUAAGUAACCAGGGCAACGAUGAGCGGCGAGGGGCUGGCAUCGUGCUGCUGAACCUCGUUGGGCAAUGCGGUCCACUUCUUGGAACUCGCCUAUACCCAAAGAGCGAAAAGCCUCAUUAUACGAAAGGACACGCGAUAUGUGCUGCGUUCAUGGGUUUCACCGCGCUCCUGGCACUGGUCCUUCGGUGCCUUCUGAUGUGGGAAAACCGCAAGCUAGCUCAAAGAUGUCCUGCCGUUGAAGACGCUGAUAGUGCCGAAGGAGAGGAGAAUUACGGUCCAUCAUUUCGCUAUGUGCUCUAA